Molecule: messenger RNA, 1176 nt
Organism: Paramecium tetraurelia
Lineage: Eukaryota; Ciliophora; Oligohymenophorea; Peniculida; Parameciidae
Exons: 4
Source: RefSeq, a predicted model, not a curated record
AUGAAUUACUCAAAACUAAGUAACAGUUAAAAUGAAUAAUUGCAAUAAUAAAUCUAAAAGCCUUAAGGUAAUGAUCAACAGAUUCAAUUCUAAACAGAUCCUGAAAAAGUCUUAUAAAUCAGCUCACUCUAGGCAGAAUGUGUGAAUCUUAAGAAACAAAUAUAGGAUGUUGAAUAGUAGAGAAAGGAUGAUCUAAAAUCUUUUGAGAAAAUGCUUGGAGAAGGAGUCAAUGAAACUUAAGUUAUUGGUUUGACUUCUGAUAAAUAGUAACUCUAAUCUGAUUUAAGACAAUUACAAAAUAAAUGUGAUCAAUUGUAGUAAGAACAAAUCGCAUUGUAGAAUUAAUUACUUUAGAAGAACAAAUAAAUUGUGGAUUUACAAGAUGAAACCAAACAAAGCGAGAAGGAAGAACAAAUUCGAGGAAAGGAUAACGAAAUUAAACUCUUGGAACAACAAAACUUAUAAUAAUAGAACUUAACUCCUGGAGGAUAAAAGGAGAAGAUAUUACAAUAAACCAAAGAAAUACAUGAUUAAGAAGAAGUGAUUAAUGAACUUCAACAGAAGGUGGAAACUGAGGUGCCACAACUUUAAGGUCAAUUAAGUGAAGCUUAGGAGAAAUUGAAAGAUGCACAAAAGGAUGCAGAAUUGUGGAAUAAAAAAGCAAAUAAACUUAAGUUCAGAACAUUCUUGCCUCCAGAAGAGAUUGAAAAAUUAAGCUCUGAAGAAGCCAAGAACGCUCUAACAUAAUUGAACAAGUAAUAUUCAGAUAAAGCUCAAGAGAAUAAAGAAUUAGAGAUGGUUGUUUAACACCUUCGAUAAGAUUUGGAUUCUUCACAAGAGAAAGUAUAACAGCAAGCUAAAGAAGCACAAUAAGAAAAAUCUGUACUUGAGUAAUAAACUUAACUCCUUAAUAACUAACUCAAAGAUUUAGUGGCCAAGGAGGAAGUUCAAAGACAAGAAAUCUUGGAUUUGAAAAAUAAAUUGGAUUAAGAGAAUGCUGACUUUUGGAAGAAGUAAUAUUAGUAAUUGUCAGAAAAGCAACCUGAAAUUAGUUCAACAUAGGCAGGAGAUUUACAAGAACAACAAGUAUCUUAACAAGAAAGAGAAGUAAAACCUAAGGAAAUUUUGAAUGAAGAAAGAAAUUAAAUGAUAUGUAAAAAGAAAAUGAAGAAUUGA